AUGACGCCUGGUGCCCCUCCACGCUCGGCUGAGAUACGGAUGCAAGAGGCAUGGAUGCCUUCAACCUCGCAGGCGGCAGCAUACUCUAUUUCUCCUACGGUCGGUCACUGCUGCAAUUUCCAGAUCUUGCCUCGCCUCGCCUCGCCUCGGCCUCCUGUCCCGUACGCAAUGGAGCCGGCGGCCGCAUGCGCCGUUCGGCAACAAGGGCCUCGAAAUGAACUACCCCCGGAACCUCCCAUCUUCCUUGCCUCUGGCGAGCCCGGCCGUGGACGGAUGCCAGUCAGUCAAUGUCCGCUCCUGGCUGACCCAUUAUCCGUAUACGAGUACUACCUACUACGCCGUACGACGAUACUCCUCCGGUCCUUGACCAUCGUGCAACAAGCUACAGAUACAAUCAAGAGUAUCCAUAUUCUGUCCGCUUACGACUUAAUCAUGUCAUCUUCACCAGGGCCAACCGCCGCCGCCGCCGCCGCCUUCGUUCAAGCCGCAGCUUCCGUCAGAAAGAAUACCUUGCUCUUCCCAAUGCUUGACAAUCUACAAAGUAUCCCGUUUCUGCCUCGUCGCAACGGGGCCGUUGAGCGCCAGCUUGAAAACAGCACGGGCGUGUGUCAACAAAGUACCUUGCUAUGCCUCUUGGGAGCUACUGUGCCUACUUUGGAUGAUUACGCCCUCCGACGCUCACCAUCAACCAGCAUCGAGUAG
This is a messenger RNA of Colletotrichum godetiae, 702 nucleotides long. RefSeq lists its product as uncharacterized. The transcript has a single exon. The record is from RefSeq and is a predicted model, not a curated record. Bases 1 to 702 code for a protein of 233 amino acids. Lineage: Eukaryota; Fungi; Ascomycota; Sordariomycetes; Glomerellales; Glomerellaceae.